This is a messenger RNA of Rhinopithecus roxellana (golden snub-nosed monkey), 25879 nucleotides long. RefSeq names its product obscurin, cytoskeletal calmodulin and titin-interacting RhoGEF (gene OBSCN). The record is from RefSeq and is a predicted model, not a curated record. The coding region runs from base 150 to 25796 and encodes 8548 amino acids. NCBI's taxonomy places the organism in Eukaryota, Metazoa, Chordata, Mammalia, Primates, Cercopithecidae. Gene Ontology annotation, molecular function: ATP binding; protein binding; protein kinase activity. The transcript is spliced from 112 exons. Gene Ontology annotation, biological process: protein phosphorylation.
GCGGCUGGAGUGUGGGCUGCUGGUAGGCAGCCUGCUGGUCCUGGGCCCUCGGAGGGAGGUGAGACCCGGCAGCUCCUGCCUCCCAGCCAGCACCCCCGGCCUGUGUGCUGCCCAGAGCCCCCCAGGGAAAGGUCCCCGCCGCCACCCUCAUGGAUCAGCCACAGUUCAGCGGGGCGCCCCGCUUCCUCACCCGGCCCAAGGCCUUCGUGGUGUCGGUGGGCAAGGACGCCACCCUUAGCUGCCAGAUCGUGGGGAAUCCCACGCCACAGGUGAGCUGGGAGAAGGACCAGCAGCCGGUGGCGGCGGGCGCGCGCUUCCGUCUGGCCCAGGACGGCGACCUCUACCGCCUCACUAUCCUGGACCUGGCGCUGGGCGACAGUGGGCAAUACGUGUGCCGCGCGCGCAAUGCCAUAGGCGAGGCCUUCGCCGCUGUGGGCCUGCAGGUGGACGCGGAGGCCGCCUGCGCCGAGCAGGCGCCGCACUUCCUGCUGCGGCCCACGUCCAUCCGCGUGCGCGAGGGCUCAGAGGCCACCUUCCGCUGCCGCGUGGGUGGCUCCCCGAAGCCGGCAGUGAGCUGGUCCAAGGACGGGCGGCGCCUGGGUGAGCCCGACGGCCCCCGCGUGCGCGUGGAGGAGCUCGGUGAGGCGAGUGCGCUGCGCAUUCGGGCGGCGCGGCCGCGCGACGGCGGCACUUAUGAGGUCCGCGCCGAGAACCCGCUGGGCGCCGCCAGCGCCACUGCUGCGCUCGUGGUGGACUCGGACGCCGCGGACACUGCCAGCCCUCCCGGGACCUCCACUGCUGCGCUCUUGGCGCACCUGCAGCGGCGGCGCGAGGCCAUGCGCGCCGAGGGCGCCCCGGCCUCACCGCCAAGUACCGGCACGCGCACCUGCACUGUGACCGAAGGCAAGCACGCGCGCCUCAGCUGCUACGUGACCGGCGAGCCCAAGCCCGAGACGGUGUGGAAGAAGGACGGCCAGCUGGUGACCGAGGGCCGGCGCCACGUGGUGUACGAGGACGCGCAGGAGAACUUCGUGCUCAAGAUCCUCUUCUGCAAGCAGUCGGACCGCGGCCUCUAUACCUGCACGGCGUCCAACCUCGUGGGCCAGACCUACAGCUCCGUGCUGGUCGUAGUGCGCGAGCCCGCGGUUCCCUUCAAAAAGCGGCUGCAAGAUCUGGAGGUGCGGGAGAAGGAGUCGGCCACGUUCCUGUGCGAGGUGCCCCAGCCGUCCACUGAGGCCGCGUGGUUCAAGGAGGAGACGCGGUUGUGGGCGAGCACCAAGUACGGCAUCGAGGAGGAGGGCACCGAGCGCCGCCUAACCGUGCGCAAUGUCUCGGCCGAUGACGACGCCGUGUACAUCUGCGAGACGCAGGAGGGCAGCCGCACGGUGGCGGAGCUCGCAGUCCAAGGAAACCUCCUCCGAAAGCUCCCUCGGAAGACGGCGGUGCGCGUGGGCGACACAGCCAUGUUUUGCGUGGAGCUGGCGGUCCCGGUGGGCCCCGUCCGCUGGGUGCGGAACCAGGAGGAGGUGGUGACCGGGGGCCGCGUAGCCAUCUCCGCAGAGGGCACGCGCCACACACUGACCAUCUCCCAGUGCUGCCUGGAGGAUGUGGGCCAGGUGGUCUUUAUGGCUGGCGACUGCUGGACGUCCACCCAGUUCUGCGUGUCGGGCCCCAGGAAGCCUCCCCUGCAGCCCCCUGUGGAUCCUGUGGUGAAGGCCAAGACAGAGAGUUCCGUGAUCCUCAGCUGGUCCCCACCACCCCAUGGGGAGCGCCCCGUCACCAUUGACGGCUACCUGGUAGAGAAGAAGAAACUUGGCACCUACACGUGGAUGAGGUGCCAUGAUGCUGAAUGGGUGGCUACACCUGAGCUGACCGUGGCUGAUGUGGCUGAGGAGGGGGACUUCCAGUUCCGAGUGUCAGCUCUCAACAGCUUUGGUCAGAGUCCCUACCUGGAGUUCCCGGGGACUGUCCACCUGGCUCCCCAGCUGGCCGUGAGGACACCGCUGAAGGCAGUGCGGGCAGUGGAGGGUGGCGAGGUCACUUUCUCCGUGGACCUUACGGUGGCCUCAGCGGGUGAGUGGUUCCUGGAUGGGCAGGCUCUGAAGGCCAGCAGUGUGUUUGAGAUCCACUGUGAUCGCACCUGGCACAUGCUUACCAUCCGGGAGGUGCCUGCCAGCCUGCAUGGGGCGCAGCUGAAGUUCGUGGCCAAUGGCAUUGAGAGCAGCAUCCGGAUGGAGGUCCGGGCGGCACCAGGGCUGACUCUCCACAAGCCGCCAACCGCAGCUGCCCGGGAGGUGCUGGCUCGGCUGCAUGAGGAGGCGCAGCUGCUGGCUGAGCUGUCAGAUCAGGCUGCGGCUGUGACGUGGCUGAAGGAUGGUCGCAUGCUGCCCCCAGGCCCCAAGUAUGAGGUGCAGGCAUCGGCCGGGAGGCGGGUGCUCCUUGUGCGAGAUGUGGCCCGGGAAGAUGCAGGCCUCUAUGAGUGCGUCAGCUGCGGGGGCCGCAUUGCCUACCAGCUGUCCGUGCAAGGCCUCCCAUGCUUUCUGCACAAGGACAUGGCAGGCAGCUGUGUGGAUGCCCUGGCUGGGGGCCCGGUGCAGUUUGAGUGUGAGACUUCCGAAGCCCAUGUCCACGUGCACUGGUACAAGGAUGGCAUGGAGCUGGGCUGCUCCGGUGAGCGCUUCUUGCAGGAGGAUGUGGGGACGUGGCACCGGCUGGUGGCAGCCACAGUCACCAGGCAGGAUGAGGGCACCUACUCCUGCCGUGUGGGCGAGGACUCUGUGGACUUCCGGCUCCGCGUCUCUGAGCCCAAGGCGGUGUUUGCCAAGGAGCAGCCGGCUCGCAGGGAGGUUCAGGCCGAAGCGGGGGCCAGUGCCACGCUGAGCUGUGAGGUGGCCCAGGACCAGACGGAGGUGACAUGGUACAAGGACGGGAAGAAGCUGAGCUCCAGCUCGAAAGUGCAUGUGGAGGCCGUGGGCUGUACGCGGAGGCUGGUGGUCCAGCAGGCGGGCCAGGCAGACGCUGGGGAGUACAGCUGUGAGGCCAGGGGACAGAGGGUCUCUUUCUGCUUGGAUGUUGCAGAGCCCAAGGUGGUGUUUGCCAAGGAGCAGCUGGCACACAGGAAGCUGCAGGCAGAGGCAGGAGCCAGUGCCACACUGAGCUGCAAGGUGGCCCAGGCCCAUACAGAAGUGAUGUGGUACAAGGACGGGAAGAAGCUGAGCUCCAGCUCGAAAGUGCGCAUGGAGGCCACAAGCUGCACACGAAAACUGGUUGUGCAGCAGGCAGGCCAGGCGGAUGCCGGGGAGUACAUCUGCGAGGCUGGGGGCCAGAGGCUGUCCUUCCAUCUGGACGUCAAAGAGCCCAAGGCGGUGUUUGCCAAGGAGCAAUCAGUGCAUAAUGAGGUGCAGACUGAGGCAGGAGCCAGCGCCACACUGAGCUGUGAGGUGGCCCAGGCCCAGACGGAGGUGACAUGGUACAAGGACGGGAAGAAGCUGAGCUCCAGUUCGAAAGUGCGUGUAGAGGCCACAGGCUGCAUGCGGCAGCUGGUGGUGCAGCAGGCAAGCCAGGCAGAUGCUGGGGAGUACAGCUGUGAGGCCGGGGACCAGCGGCUCUCCUUCCACCUGGAUGUUUCAGAGCCCAAGGUGGUGUUUGCAAAGGAGCAGCCAGCACACAGGGAGGUGCAGACCGAGGCGGGGGCCAGUGCCACGCUAAGCUGCGAGGUGGCCCAGGCCCAGACAGAGGUGACAUGGUACAAGGAUGGGAAGAAACUGAGCUCCAGCUCGAAAGUGCGAAUGGAGGCCGUGGGCUGCACACGGAGGCUGGUGGUGCAGCAGGCGGGCCAGGCGGACGCCGGGGAGUACAGCUCCGAGGCCGGGGGCAAGCGGCUCUCCUUCCGCCUGCACGUGGCAGAGCCCAAGGCGGUGUUUGCCAAGGAGCAGCUGGCACACAGGGAGGUGCAGGCCCAGGCAGGGGCCAGCGCCACACUCAACUGCGAGGUGGCCCAGGCCCAGACGGAGGUGACGUGGUACAAGGACGGGAGGAAGCUGAGCUCCAGCUCGAAAGUGCAUGUGGAGGCCGUGGGCUGCACACGGAGGCUGGUGGUGCAGCAGGCGGGUCAGGCAGAUGCUGGGGAGUACAGCUGCGAGGCAGGGAGCCAGCGGCUGUCCUUCCACCUACACGUGGCAGAGCCCAAGGCAGUGUUUGCCAAGGAGCAGCCAGUGCGCAGAGAGGUGCAGGCCGACUUGGGGACCAGUGCCACGCUGAGCUGCGAGAUGGCCCAAGCCCAGACAGAGGUGACGUGGUACAAGGAUGGGAAGAAACUGAGCUCCAGCUCGAAAGUGCGAAUGGAGGCCGUGGGCUGCACACGGAGGCUGGUGGUACACCAGGCGGGCCAGGCAGACGCUGGGGAGUACAGCUGCGAGGCUGGGGGUCAGCGGCUCUCCUUCCGCCUGCACGUGGCAGAGCCCAAGGUGGUGUUUGCCAAGGAGCAGCCGGCACACAGGGAGCUGCAGGCUGAGGUGGGGGCCAGUGCCACCCUGAGCUGCGAGGUGGCCCAGGCCCAGACGGAGGUGACAUGGUACAAGGACGGGAAGAAGCUGAGCUCCAGCUCAAAAGUGCGCGUGGAAGCCGUGGGCUGCACACGGAGGCUGGUGGUGCAGCAGGUGGGCCAGACAGAGGCUGGGGAAUACAGCUGCGAGGCUGGGGGUCAGCGGCUCUCCUUCCACCUGCAUGUGACAGAGCCCAAGGUGGUGUUUGCCAAGGAGCAGCUGGCACACAGGGAGGUGCAGGCUGAGGCAGGGACCAGCACCAUGCUGAGCUGCGAGGUGGCCCAAGCCCAGACGGAGGUGAUGUGGUACAAGGACAGGAAGAAGCUGAGCUCCAGCUCGAAAGUGCGUGUGGAGGCCGUGGGCUGCACACGGAGGCUGGUGGUGCAGGAGGCAGACCAGGCGGAUGCCGGGGAGUACAGCUGCGAGGCUGGGGGCCAGCGGCUCUCCUUCCACCUACAUGUGGCUGAGCCCAAGGUGGUGUUUGCCAAGGAACAGCCGGCAUGCAGGGUAGUGCAGGCGGAGGCGGGGGCCAGUGCCACACUGAGCUGUGUGGUGGCCCAGGGCCAGAUGGAGGUGACGUGGUACAAGGAUGGGAAGAAGCUGAGCUCCAGCUCGAAAGUGCACGUGGAGGCCGAGGGCUGCACACGGAGGCUAGUGGUGCAGCAGGCGGACCAGGCAGACGCUGGGGAGUACAGCUGUGAGGCGGGGGGCCAGAUGCUCUCCUUCCACCUGCACGUGGCAGGGCCGGAGCCCCAAAUUUCAGAGAGACCCUACCGCAGGGAGCCUCUGGUGGUCAAGGAGCAUGAAGACAUCGUCCUGACUGCCACGCUGGCCACACCCUCUGUGGCCACGGUGACCUGGCUUAAGGAUGGUGUGGAGAUUCGCCGCAGCAAGCGGCACAAGACAGCCAGCCAGGGGGACACCCACACCCUGACUGUGCAUGGCGCUCAGGUGCUGGACAGUGCCGUCUACAGCUGCCGUGUGGGCACAGAGGGGCAGGACUUCCCAGUGCAGGUGGAAGAGGUGGCUGCCAAGUUCUGCCGGCCGCUGGAGCCUGUGUGCGGUGAGCUGGGCGGCACAGUGACACUGGCCUGUGAGCUGAGCUCAGCGUGUGCAGAGGUGGUGUGGCGCUGUGGCAGCACGCAGCUUCAGGUGGGCAAGCGCUUCCAGAUGGUGGCCGAGGGGCCUGUGCGCUUGCUCACUGUGUUGGAGCUGCGUGCAGAGGACGCGGGAGAGUACGUAUGUGAGAGCCGUGAUGACCACACCAGUGCGCAGCUCACUGUCAGUGUACCCCGAGUGGUGAAGUUUAUGUCUGGGCUGAGUGCCGUGGUCGCAGAGGAGGGCUGCAAGGCCACCUUCCAGUGUGUGGUGUCCCCCAGUGAUGCAGCAGUCGUGUGGUUCCGGGACGGUGCCCUGCUACAGCCCAGCGAGAAGUUUGCCAUAUCACAGAGUGGCACCAGUCACAGCCUGACUAUCUCGGGCCUGGUGCUGGAGGACGCAGGCCAGAUCACUGUGGAGGCUGAGGGCGUCUCAUCCUCUGCUGUCCUGAGGGUCCGAGAGGCGCCCGUGCUGUUCAAAAAGAAGCUGGAGCCGCAGACAGUGGAGGAGCGGAGCUCAGUGACCCUGGAGGUGGAGCUGACGCGGCCGUGGCCGGAGCUGAGGUGGACACGGAACGCAGCGGCCCUGGCACCGGGAAAGAACGUGGAGAUCCACGCCGAGGGCGCCCGCCACCGCCUGGUUCUGCACAACGUAGGUUUUGCCGACCGUGGCUUCUUUGGCUGCGAGACUCCGGAUGACAAGACACAGGCCAAACUCACCGUGGAGAUGCGCCAGGUACGGCUGGUCAGGGGCCUGCAGGCAGUGGAGGCACAGGAGCAGGGCACGGCUACCAUGGAGGUGCAUCUGUCGCAUGCGGACGUGGAGGGCAGCUGGACUUGCGACGGCCUGCGGCUCCAUCAGGGGCCCACGUGUCACCUGGCUGUGCGGGGCCCCACACACACCCUCACGCUCUCCCGGCUGAGGCCAGAGGACAGUGGCCUUAUAGUCUUUAAGGCUGAAGGAGUGCACACGUCGGCACUGCUCGUGGUCACCGAGCUGCCUGUGAACUUCAGCCGCCCGCUGCAGGAUGUGGUGACCACCGAGAAGGAGAAGGUUACCCUGGAGUGUGAGCUGUCGCGUCCUAAUGUGGAUGUGCGCUGGCUAAAGGAUGGUGUGGAGCUGCGGGCAGGCAAGACGGUGGGCGUCGCGGCCCAGGGCACCUGCAGGAGCCUCACCAUUUACCGGUGCGAGUUCGCGGAUCAGGGCAUGUAUGUGUGUGAUGCCCAUGACGCCCAGAGCUCUGCCUCUGUGAAGGUGCAAGGCCGCAAUAUCCAGAUCGUGAGGUCCCUGGAGGAUGUGGAAGUGAUGGAGAAGGACGGUGCCACCUUCUCCUGUGAGGUCUCCCACGACGAAGUGUCUGGCCAGUGGUUCCGGGAGGGCAGCAAACUGCGGCCCAGUGACAACGUGCGCAUCCGCCAGGAAGGAAGGACAUACACUCUCAUCUACCGGAGGGUCCUGGCGGAAGAUGCAGGAGAGAUCAAAUUUGUAGCUGAAAAUGCAGAAUCGCGCGCCCAGCUCCGAGUGAAGGAGCUGCCAGUGACCCUCGUGCGUCCUCUGCGGGACAAGAUUGCCAUGGAGAAGCACCGCGGUGUAUUGGAGUGUCAGGUGUCCCGGGCCAGCGCCCAGGUGCGGUGGUUCAAGGGCAUUCAGGAGCUGUGGCCCGGGCCCAAGUACGAGCUGGUCAGUGAUGGCCUCUACCGCAAGCUGAUCAUCAGUGACGUCCAGGCAGAGGACGAGGACACCUACACCUGCGACGCCGGCGAUGUCAAGACUAGUGCACAGUUCUUUGUGGAAGAGCAAUCCAUCACCAUUGUGCGGGGUCUGCAGGACGUGACGGUGAUGGAGCCCGCUCCUGCCUGGUUUGAGUGUGAGACUUCCAUCCCCUCAGUGCGGCCACCUAAGUGGCUCCUGGGGAAGACAGUGUUGCAGGCUGGGGGGAACGUGGGCCUGGAGCAGGAGGGCACGGUGCACCGGCUGAUGCUGCGGCGGACCUGCUCCACCAUGACCGGGCCCGUGCACUUCACCAUCGGCAAGUCUCGCUCCUCUGCCCGCCUGGUGGUCUCAGACAUCCCCGUAGUCCUCACACGGCCGUUGGAGCCCAAGACAGGGCGUGAGCUGCAGUCAGUGGUCCUGUCCUGCGACUUCCGGCCAGCCCCCAAGGCUGUGCAGUGGUACAAGGAUGACACGCCCCUGUCUCCCUCUGAGAAGUUUAAGAUGAGCCUGGAGGGUCAGAUGGCCGAGCUGCGGGUCCUCCGGCUCAUGCCUGCCGAUGCUGGUGUCUACCGGUGCCAGGCGGGCAGCGCCUACAGCAGUACUGAGGUCACUGUGGAAGCGCGGGAGGUGACAGUGACAGGGCCGCUGCAGGAUGCAGAGGCCAUGGAGGAGGGCCGGGCCAGCUUUUCCUGUGAGCUGUCCCAUGAGGACGAGGAGGUCGAGUGGUCGCUCAACGGGAUGCCCCUGUACAACGACAGCUUCCAUGAGAUCUCGCACAGGGGCCGGCGCCACACGCUGGUACUGAAGAGCGUCCGGCGGACUGAUGCAGGCAUAGUAUGCGCCUCUUCCCCCAAGGUGUCAACCUCUGCCCACCUGGAGGUCCGAGUGAAGCCGGUGGUGUUCUUGAAGGCGCUGGAUGACCUGUCCGCAGAGGAGCACAGCACCCUGGCCCUGCAGUGUGAGGUCUCUGACCCCGAGGCCCAUGUGGUGUGGCACAAAGAUGGCGUGCAGCUGGGCCCCAGCGACAAGUAUGACUUCCUGCACACGGUGGGCACGCGGGGGCUCGUGGUGCAUGACCUGAGCCCCGAGGACGCCGGCCUGUACACCUGCCACGUGGGCUCCGAGGAGACCCGAGCCCGGGUCAGGGUGCACGAUCUGCACGUGGGCAUCACCAAGAGGCUGAAGACAGUGGAGGUGCUGGAGGGGGAGAGCUGCAGCUUCGAGUGCAUCCUGUCCCAUGAGAGUGCCAGCGACCCAGCCAUGUGGACAGUCGGUGGGAAGACGGUGGGCAGCUCCAGCCGCUUCCAGGCCACACGUCAGGGCCGAAAAUACAUCCUAGUGGUCCGGGAGGCUGCGCCGAGUGAUGCUGGGGAAGUGGUCUUCUCUGUGCGGGGCCUCACCUCCAAGGCCUCACUCAUUGUCAAAGAGAGGCCGGCGGCCAUCAUGAAGCCCCUGGAAGACCAGCGGGUGGCGCCAGGGGAGGACGUGGAGCUGCGCUGUGAGCUGUCACGGGCGGGCACGCCUGUGCGCUGGCUGAAGGAUGGAAAGGCCAUCUGCAAGAGCCAGAAGUACGAUGUGGUCUGUGAGGGCACGAUGGCUGUGCUGGUCAUCCGCGGGGCCUCGCUCAAGGACGUGGGCGAGUACACGUGUGAGGCGGAGGCUUCCAAGAGCACAGCCAGCCUCUGUGUGGAAGAAAAAGCAAACUGCUUCACAGAGGAGCUGACCAACCUGCAGGUGGAGGAGAAAGGCACAGCUGUGUUCACGUGCAAGACGGAGCGCCCCGCGGCCACAGUGACCUGGCGCAAGGGCCUCUUGGAGCUACAGGCCUCAAGGAAGCACCAGCCCAGCCAGGAUGGCCUGGCCCUGCAGCUCACCAUCAGUGCCCUGGAGAAGGCAGACAGCGACACCUACACCUGCGACAUUGGCCAGGCCCAGUCCCAGGCCCAGCUCCUAGUGCAAGGCCUGAGAGUGCACAUCAUCGAGGACCUGGAGGACGUGGAUGUGCAGGAGGGCUCCUCGGCCACCUUCCGUUGCCGGAUCUCCCCGGCCAAUUACGAGCCUGUGCACUGGUUCCUGGAUAAGACACCCCUGCAUACCAACGAGCUCAAUGAGAUCGAGGCCCAGCCUGGGGGCUACCACGUGCUGACCCUGCGGCAGCUGGCGCUCAAGGACUCGGGCACCAUCUACUUCGAGGCGGGUGACCAGCGGGCCUCGGCCGCCCUGCGGGUCACUGGUAAGCCAAGUGUCUUCUCCCGGGAGCUCACAGAUGCCACCAUCACAGAGGGUGAGGACUUGACCCUGGUGUGCGAGACCAGUGCCUGCGACAGCCCUGUGUGCUGGACCAAGGAUGGGAAGACCCUGCGGGGAUCUGCCCGGUAUCAGCUGAGCCAUGAGGGCCACCGGGCCCAGUUGCUCAUCACUGGGGCCACCCUGCAGGACAGCGGACGCUACAAGUGUGAGACUAGGGGCGCCUGCAGCAGCUCCAUUGUCAGGGUGCACGCCCGGCCAGUGCGGUUCCAGGAGGCCCUGAAGGACCUGGAGGUGCGAGAGGGUGGUGCUGCCACACUGCGCUGUGUGCUGUCGUCUGUGGCUGCGCCCGUGGAAUGGUGCUGUGGAGACAAUGUCCUGAGGCCAGGUGACAAAUACAGCCUACGCCAGGAGGGUGCUGUGUUGGAGCUGGUGGUCCGCGACCUCCGGCCGCAGGACAGCGGGCGGUACUCAUGCUCCUUCGGGGACCAGACUACUUCUGCCACCCUCACGGUGACUGCCCUGCCUGCCCAGUUCAUCGGGAAACUGAGAAACAAGGAGGCCACAGAAGGGGCCACGGCCACACUGAGGUGUGAGCUGAGCAAGGCAGCCCCCGUGGAGUGGAGAAAGGGGUCCGAGACCAUCAGAGAUGGGGACAGAUACUGCCUGAGGCAGGACGGGGCCAUGUGUGAGCUGCAGAUUCGUGGCCUGGCCAUGGUGGAUGCUGGGGAGUACUCGUGUGUGUGUGGAGAGGAAAGGACCUCGGCCUCACUCACUAUCAGGGCCAUGCCUGCCCACUUCAUAGGAAGACUGAGACACCAAGAGAGCACAGAAGGAGCCACAGCCACGCUGCGGUGUGAGCUGAGCAAGGCGGCCCCCGUGGAGUGGAGGAAGGGCCGUGAGAGCCUCAGAGAUGGGGACAGACACAGACUAAGGCAGGAUGGGGCUGUGUGUGAGCUGCAGAUCUGUGGCCUGGCCGUGGCAGAUGCUGGGGAGUACUCCUGUGUGUGUGGGGAGGAGAGGACCUCCGCCACUCUCACCGUGAAGGCUCUACCCGUCAAGUUCACAGAGGGUCUGAGGAAUGAAGAGGCCACAGAAGGGGCAACGGCCACGCUGCGGUGUGAGCUGAGCAAGGUGGCCCCUGUGGAGUGGUGGAAGGGGCAUGAGACCCUCCGAGAUGGAGACAGACAUAGCCUGAUGCAGGAUGGGGCCAGGUGUGAGCUGCAGAUCCGCGGCCUGGUGGCAGAGGACGCUGGGGAGUACCUGUGCAUGUGCGGGAAGGAGAGGACCUCAGCCAUGCUCACCGUCAGGGCCCUGCCUUCCAAGUUCAUAGAGGGUCUGAGGAAUGAAGAGGCCACAGAAGGGGCCACGGCCAUACUGUGGUGUGAGCUGAGCAAGGUGGCCCCGGUGGAGUGGAGGAAAGGGCAUGACUGCCUCAGAGAUGGGGACAGACACAGCCUGAAGCAGGUUGGGUCCAGGUGUGAGCUGCAGAUCCGUGGCCUGGCUGUGGUGGAUGCCGGGGAGUACUCGUGUGUGUGUGGGCAGGAGAGGACCUCAGCCACACUCACUGUCAGGGCCCUGCCUGCCAGAUUCAUAGAAAAUGUGAAAAACCAGGAGGCCAGAGAAGGGGCCACAGCCGUGCUGCAGUGUGAGCUGAGCAAGGCGGACCCCGUGGAGUGGAGGAAGGGGUCUGAGACCCUGAGAGAUGGGGACAGAUACAGCCUGAGGCAGGACGGGACCAGAUGUGAGCUGCAGAUUCGUGGCCUGUCCGUGGCAGACACUGGGGAGUAUUCGUGUGUAUGUGGGCAGGAGAGGACCUCGGCCAUGCUCACCAUCAGGGCCCUGCCUGCACGAUUCACUCAAGAUCUGAAGACCAAGGAGGCCCCAGAAGGGGCCACAGCUACACUGCAGUGUGAGCUGAGCAAGGUGGCCCCUGUGGAAUGGAAGAAGGGUCCUGAGAUCCUCAGAGAUGGGGGCAGAUACAGCCUGAAGCAGGAUGGGACGAAGUGUGAGCUGCAGAUCCAUGACCUGUCUGUGGCAGAUGCUGGGGAAUACUCAUGCGUGUGUGGACAAGAGAGGACCUCGGUCACACUCACCAUCAGGGCCCUGCCCGCCAAGUUCACAGAGGGUCUGAGGAAUGAAGAGACCAUGGAAGGGGCCACAGCCACACUGCAAUGUGAGCUGAGCAAGGCAGCCCCUGUGGAGUGGAGGAAAGGCCUCAAGGCUCUCAGAGAUGGGGACAAAUACAGCCUAAGACAAGAAGGGGCUGUGUGUGAGCUGCAGAUUCAUGGCCUGGCUAUGGCAGAUACCGGGGUGUACUCAUGUGUGUGUGGGCAGGAGAGGACCUCAGCUACACUCACUGUCAGGGCCCUGCCUGCCAGAUUCAUAGAGAAUAUGAGAAGUCAGAAGGCCACAGAAGGGACUACAGUCACACUGCAAUGUAAGCUAAGAAAGGCGGCCCCCGUGGAGUGGAGAAAGGGGCCCAACACCCUCAAAGAUGGGGACAGAUAUAGCCUGAAGCAGGAUGGGACCAGGUGUCAGCUGCAGAUUCGUGGCCUCGUCAUAGCAGAUGCUGGAGAAUACUCGUGCAUAUGUGAGCAGGAGAGGACCUCGGCCACGCUCACCAUCACGGCCCUCCCGGCCAGAUUCAUAGAAGAUGUGAGAAAUCACGAGGCCACAGAAGGGGCCACGGCUGUGCUGCAGUGUGAGCUGAGCAAGGUGGCCCCUGUGGAGUGGCAGAAGGGGUCUGAGACCCUCAGAGAUGGGGACAGAUACAGUCUGAGGCAGGACGGAACGAGGUGUGAGCUGCAGAUUCGUGGCCUGGCUGUGGAGGAUACUGGAGAGUAUUUGUGUGUAUGCGGGCAGGAGAGGACCUCAGCUAUACUCACCGUCAGGGCCCUGCCAGCCAGAUUCAUAGACAACAUGACAAACCAGGAGGCCAGAGAAGGGGCCACAGCCACACUGCAGUGUGAACUGAGCAAGGCGGCCCCAGUGGAGUGGAGGAAGGGACCUGAAACCCUCCGAGAUGGAGACAGACACAGCCUGAGGCAGGAUGGGACCAGGUGUGAGCUGCAGAUUCAUGGCCUGGCUGCGGCAGAUGCUGGGGAGUACUCGUGCAUUUGUGGGCAGGAGAGGACCUCAGCCACACUCACCAUCAGGGCCUUGCCUGCCAAGUUCACAAAGGGUCUGAAGAAUGAAGAGGCCACAGAAGGGGCCACAGCUAUGCUGCAAUGUGAGCUGAGCAAGGCGGCCCCUGUUGAGUGGAGGAAGGGACCUGAAACCCUCAGAGAUGGGGACAGAUAUAGCCUGAGGCAGGACGGGACCAGAUGUGAGCUGCAGAUUCAUGGCCUGUCCGUGGCAGACACUGGGGAGUACUCGUGUGUAUGUGGGCAGGAGAAGACGUUGGCCACUCUCAUUGUCAAGGCCCCACAGCCAGUGUUCCGGGAGCCGCUGCAGAAUCUGCAGGCAGAGGAGGGCUCCAUAGCCACCCUGCAGUGUGAGCUGUCUGAGCCCACUGCUACAGUGGUCUGGAGCAAGGGUGGCCUGCAGCUGCAGGCCAAUGGACGCCGGGAGCCACGGCUUCAGGGCUGCACUGCGGAGCUGGUGUUAUGGGGCCUACGACGUGAAGACACUGGAGAAUACACUUGCACCUGUGGCUCCCAGGCCACCAGUGCCACCCUCACUGUCACAGCUGCCCCUGUGCGGUUCCUCCAAGAGCUGCAGCCCCAGGAGGUGGAUGAGGGAGGCACAGCACACUUACGCUGUGAGCUGAGCCGGGCAGAUGCAAGCGUGGAGUGGCGCAAGGGCUCCCUGCAGCUCUUCCCUUGUGCCAAGUACCAGAUGGUGCAGGAUGGUGCAGCUGCGGAGCUGCUGGUACGCGGAGUGGAGCAGGAGGAUGCGGGUGACUACAUGUGCGACACGGGCCACACACACAGCAUGGCCAGCCUCUCUGUCCGUGUCCCCAGGCCCAAGUUCAAGACCCGGCUGCAGAGCCUGGAGCAGGAGACAGGUGACAUAGCCAGGCUGUGCUGUCAGCUGAGCGAUGCAGAGUCGGGGGCCACGGUGCAAUGGCUCAAGGAGGGUGUGGAGCUGCAUGCAGGCCCCAAGUACGAAAUGCGGAGCCAGGGGGCCAUGCGGGAGCUGCUGAUCCACCAACUGGAGGCCAAGGACACGGGCGAGUAUGCCUGCGUGACAGGCAGCCAGAAAACCACUGCCUCCCUCAGGGUCACAGAGCCUGAGGUGACCAUUGUACGGGGGCUGGUUGAUGCAGAGGUGGCGGCCAAUGAGGAUGUUGAGUUCAGCUGCGAGGUGUCCAGGGCUGGAGCCACAGGCAUGCAGUGGUGCCUACAAGGCCUGCCACUGCAAAGCAAUGAGGUGACAGAAGUGACUGUGCGGGAUGGCCGCAUCCACACACUGCGACUGAAGGGUGUGACACCUGAGGAUGCUGGCACUGUCUCCUUCCAUUUGGGCAACCAUGCUUCCUCCGCCCAGCUCACCAUCAGAGCUCCUGAGGUGACCAUCCUGGAGCCCCUGCAGGACGUACAGCUCAGUGAGGGCCAGGAUGCCAGCUUCCAGUGCCGGCUAUCCAGAGCUUCAGGCCAGGAAGCCUGCUGGGCUUUAGGAGGGGUGCCCCUGCAGGUCAACGAGAUGAAUGACAUCGCUGUGGAGCAGGGCACACUCCACCUGCUUACCCUGCACAAGGUGACCCUUGAAGAUGCUGGAACUGUCAGUUUCCACGUGGGCACGUGUAGCUCUGAGGCCCAGCUGAAAGUCACAGAGGCAGCACCGUGCCUGGUACGUGGCUUGCAGAAUGUGGAUGUCUUCGCGGGGGAGGUGGCCACGUUCUCCUGUGAGGUGUCUCACGCGGGUGGGCCGGAGGCCUGCUGGUGGCUGGAUGGGACCCUGCUACAGGAUGGCCCCCAGAGUGCCAUCACUGUGCGAGACGGGAUCUUUCACUCCCUCACGCUCUCAGGCCUGGGGGUGGCCGACUCCGGCACUGUCACCUUCCGCGCAGGGCCCCUGGUCUCCACGGCUAAGUUGUUGAUGAAAGAUCCCGUGGUGGAGGUGGUCAGUGCCAUGCAGGAUUUGGCCGUGGAGGAGGGUAGCUCAGCUGAGCUCCUCUGCCAGUACUCACGGCCCGUGCAGGCCACAUGGAAGAUGGACGAGCGGGAGGUGCGCACGGAUGGGCACCGUGUCAUCAUAGAGCAGGACUGGAACGUGGCCAGGCUGACCUUCAGGCCGGCCUUGCCCUGUGACAGUGGCAUCUAUUCUUGUGAGGCUGCAGGCACCCGUGUAGUGGCCCUGCUGCAAGUGCAAGCCAAGAACACGGUGGUGCGGGGGCUGGAGAACGUGGAGGCGCUGGAGGGCGGCGAGGCGCUGUUCGAGUGCCAGCUGUCUCAGCCUGAGGUGGCUGCCCACACCUGGCUGCUGGACGACGAACCCGUGCGUACCUCGGAGAACGCCGAGGUGGUCUACUUCGAGAACGGCCUGCGCCACCUGCUGCUGCUCAAAAACUUGCAGCCGCAAGACAGCUGCCGGGUGACCUUCCUGGCUGGGGAUAUGGUGACCUCCGCGUUCCUCACGGUCCGAGGCUGGCGCCUGGAGAUCCUGGAGCCGCUGAAAAAUGCGGCGGUCCGGGCCGGCGCGCAGGCCCUCUUCACCUGCACGCUCAGCGAGGUGGUGCCCGUCGGAGAGGCGUCUUGGUACAUCAAUGGUGCGGCGGUGCAGCCGCAUGACGCCGACUGGACUGUCACCGCCGACGGCAGUCACCACACCCUACUGCUGCGCAGCGCCCAGCUCCUCCACGCCGGGGAGGUCACCUUCGCUUGCCGCGACGCCGUGUCUUCUGCGCGACUCACCGUCCUGGGCCUCCCUGACCCCCCAGAGGAUGCUGAAGUGGUGGCUCGCAGCAGCCACACUGUGACACUGUCUUGGGCAGCUCCCAUGAGUGAUGGAGGCGGUGGUCUCUGUGGCUACCGCGUGGAAGUGAAGGAGGGGGCCACGGGCCAGUGGCAGCUGUGCCAUGAGCUGGUGCCUGGACCCGAGUGUGUGGUGGAUGGCCUGGCCCCCGGGGAGACCUACCGCUUCCGUGUGGCAGCUGUGGGCCCAGUGGGUGCUGGGGAACCGGUUCACCUGCCCCAGACUGUGCGGCUUGCAGAGCCACCGAAGCCUGUGCCUCCCCAGCCCUCUGCCCCUGAGAGCCGGCAGGUGGCAGCUGGUGAGGAUGUCUGUCUGGAGCUUGAGGUGGCAGCUGAGGCUGGCGAGGUCAUCUGGCACAAGGGCACGGAGAGCAUCCAGCCCAGUGGGCGGUUCGAGGUGGUCUCCCAGGGUCGGCGACAGAUGCUGGUGAUCAGGGGCUUCACGGCAGAAGACCAGGGCGAGUACCACUGUGGCCCAGCCCAGGGCUCCGCCUGCCCCACGGCUGCCACCUUCCAGGUGGCACUGAGCCCAGCCUCUGUGGAUGAGGCCCCUCCUCAGCCCAGCCUGCCCCUCGAGGCAGCCCAGGAGGGCGACCUGCACCAACUGUGGGAGGCCCUGGCUCGAAAACGUCGCAUGAGCCGUGAGCCCACGCUAGACUCCAUUAGCGAGCUGCCUGAGGAGGAUGGCCGCUCACAGCACCUGCCACAGGAGGCAGAGGAGGUGGCACCUGAUCUCUCCGAAGGCUACUCCACGGCUGAUGAGCUGGCACGCACUGGAGAGGCUGACCUCUCACACACCAGCUCUGAUGAUGAGUCCCGGGCAGGCACCCCUUCCCUGGUCACCUACCUCAAGAAGGCUGGGAGGCAAGGCACUUCACCACUGGCCAGCAAGGUUGGGGCCCCAGCAGCCCCCUCUGUGAAGCCACAGCAGCAGCAGGAGCCGCUGGCUGCUGUGCGCCCACCGCUGGGAGACCUGAGCACCAAAGACCUGGUGUCCAUUGAUCCCUCAAUGGACAAGGCAGCUGUGAAGAUCCAGGCUGCCUUUAAGGGCUACAAGGUCCGGAAGGAGAUGAAGCAGCAGGAAGGGCCUAUGUUCUCCCACGCAUUUGGGGACACUGAGGCACAGGUAGGGGAUGCCCUGCGGCUGGAGUGUGUCGUGGCCAGCAAGGCAGAUGUGCGAGCCUGCUGGCUGAAGGAUGGUGUGGAGCUGACCGACGGGCGGCACCAUCACAUCGACCAGCUUGGGGAUGGCACCUGUUCUCUGCUGAUCACUGGCCUGGACCAUGCUGAUGCUGGCCACUACACCUGUCAGGUGAGCAACAAGUUUGGCCAGGUGGCCCACAGUGCCUGCGUGGUGGUCAGUGGGACAGAGAGUGAGGCCGAGAGCUCCUCUGGGGGUGAGCUGGACGAUGCCUUCCGCCGGGCUGCCCGGCGGCUGCACCGGCUCUUCCGCACCAAAAGCCCGGCUGAGGUUUCAGACGAGGAGCUCUUCCUGAGUGCAGAUGAGGGCCCUGCAGAGCCAGAGGAGCCCGUGGACUGGCAGACAUACCGUGAAGAUGAGCAUUUCAUUUGCAUCCGUUUUGAGGCACUCACUGAGGCCCGCCAGGCAGUAACUCGCUUCCAGGAGAUGUUUGCCACACUGGGCAUCGGGGUGGAGAUCAACCUGGUGGAGGAGGGGCCUCGGAGGGUAGAGAUGCGCAUCAGCAAAGAGGCCCCCGCCCCUGUGGUGCCUCCAGAGCCAUUGCCCAGCCUGCUGACUUCUGAUGCUGCCCCAGUGUUCCUGACCGAGUUGCAGAACCAGGAAGUACAGGAUGGGUAUCCUGUGAGCUUUGACUGCGUGGUGAGAGGUCAGCCCAUGCCCAGUGUGCGCUGGUUCAAGGAUGGGAAGUUGUUGGAGGAGGAUGACCACUACAUGAUUAAUGAAGACCAACAGGGUGGCCAUCAGCUCAUCAUCACAGCCGUGGUGCCAGCAGACAUGGGUGUCUACCGCUGCCUGGCUGAGAACAGCAUGGGUGUCUCCUCCACCAAGGCUGAGCUCCGUGUGGACUUGACAAGCACAGACUAUGACACUGCAGCGGAUGCCACGGAGACCUCAUCCUACUUCAGUGCCCAAGGCUACUUGUCCAGCCGGGAGCAGGAGGGAACAGAGUCCACCACUGAUGAGGGCCAGCUGCCCCAGGUGGUGGAGGAACUGAGAGACCUCCAGGUGGCCCCUGGCACACACCUGGCCAAGUUCCAGCUCAAGGUGAAAGGCUACCCUGCUCCCAGAUUAUACUGGUUCAAAGAUGGCCAGCCCCUGACCGCAUCUGCCCACAUCCGCAUGACUGACAAAAAGACCCUGCACACCCUGGAGAUCAUCUCAGUCACCCGGGAGGACUCUGGCCAGUAUGCGGCCUACAUCAGCAAUGCCAUGGGUGCCGCCUACUCAUCUGCUCGGCUGCUGGUCCGAGGCCCCGAUGAGCCAGAAGAGAAGCCUGCAUCAGAUGUGCAUGAGCAGCUGGUGCCACCCCGAAUGCUGGAGAGGUUCACCCCCAAGAAAGUGAAGAAAGGCUCCAGCAUCACCUUCUCCGUGAAGGUAGAAGGACGCCCAGCGCCCACCGUGCACUGGCUCAGGGAGGAGGCUGAGAGGGGUGUCCUGUGGAUUGGCCCUGACACGCCAGGCUACACCAUGGCCAGCUCUGCACAGCAGCACAGCCUGGUCCUGCUGGACGUGGGCCGGCAGCACCAGGGCACCUACACGUGCAUCGCCAGCAACGCUGCCGGCCAAGCCCUCUGCUCUGCCAGCCUGCGCGUCUCGGGCCUGUCUAAGGUGGAGGAGCAGGAGAAAGUGAAGGAAGCACUGAUUUCCACUUUCCUGCAGGGGACCACACAAGCCGUCUCAGCACAGGGGUUGGAAACUGCGAGUUUUGCUGACCUUGGUGGACAGAGGAAAGGAGAGCCUCUGGCUGCCAAGGAGGCCCUCAGACACCUGUCCCUUGCUGAGGUGGGCACAGAGGAGUUCCUGCAGAAACUGACCUCCCAGAUCACCGAGAUGGUAUCGGCCAAGAUCACGCAGGCCAAGCUGCAGGUGCCUGGAGGUGACAGCGAUGAUGACUCCAAGACACCAUCUGCAUCCCCCCGCCAUGGCCGAUCACGGCCAUCCUCCAGCAUCCAGGAGUCUUCCUCAGAGUCAGAGGAUGGCGACGCCCGAGGCGAGAUCUUUGACAUCUACGUGGUCACCGCCGAUUACCUGCCCCUGGGGGCUGAGCAGGAUGCCAUCGCACUGCGGGAAGGCCAGUACGUGGAGGUUCUGGAUGCAGCCCACCCACUGCGCUGGCUCGUCCGCACCAAGCCCACCAAGUCCAGCCCCUCACGGCAGGGCUGGGUGUCACCAGCCUACCUGGACAGGAGGCUCAAGCUGUCACCUGAGUGGGGGCCUGCUGAGGCCCCUGAGUUCCCUGGGGAGGCCGUGUCUGAAGAUGAAUACAAGUCAAGGCUGAGCUCUGUGAUCCAGGAGCUACUGAGUUCUGAGCAGGCCUUCGUGGAGGAGCUGCAGUUCCUACAGAGCCACCACCUACAGUACCUGGAGCACUGCCCCCACGUGCCCGCAGCUGUGGCCGGCCAGAAGGCAGUCAUCUUCCGCAAUGUGCGGGACAUCGGCCUCUUUCACAGCAGCAGCUUCCUGCAGGAGCUGCAGCAAUGUGACACGGACGACGACGUGGCCAUGUGCUUCAUCAAGAACCAGGCAGCCUUUGAGCAAUACCUGGAGUUCCUGGUGGGGCGCGUGCAGGCUGAGUCGGUGGUCGUCAGCACGGCCAUCCAGGAGUUCUACAAGAAAUAUGCAGAGGAGGCCCUGUCAACAGGGGACCCCUCUCAGCCCCCACCGCCACCUCUACAACACUACCUGGAGCAGCCGGUGGAGCGGGUGCAGCGAUACCAGGCCUUGCUGAAGGAGCUGAUCCGCAACAAGGCGCGGAACAGACAGAACUGCGCGCUGCUGGAGCAGGCCUAUGCCGUGGUGUCUGCCCUGCCGCAGCGCGCCGAGAACCAGCUGCACGUGUCCCUCAUGGAGAAGUACCCGGGCACCCUGGAGGCCCUGGGCGAGCCCAUCCGCCAGGGCCACUUCAUCGUGUGGGAGGGUGCGCCAGGGGCCCGAAUGCCCUGGAAGGGCCACAACCGUCACGUGUUCCUCUUCCGCAACCACCUGGUAAUCUGCAAGCCCCGGCGAGACUCCCGCACCGAUACCUUCAGCUACGUGUUCCGGAACAUGAUGAAGCUGAGCAGCAUCGACCUGAAUGACCAGGUGGAGGGGGAUGACCGUGCCUUUGAGGUGUGGCAGGAGCGAGAGGACUCGGUGCGCAAGUACCUGCUGCAGGCACGGACAGCCAUUAUCAAGAACUCGUGGGUGAAGGAGAUCUGUGGCAUCCAGCAGCGUCUGGCCCUGCCUGUGUGGCGGCCCCCAGACUUUGAAGAGGAGCUGGCCGACUGCACAGCCGAGCUGGGUGAGACAGUCAAGCUGGCCUGCCGCGUGACGGGCACACCCAAGCCUGUCAUCAGCUGGUACAAAGAUGGGAAACCAGUGCAGGUGGACCCCCACCACAUCCUCAUUGAAGACCCUGAUGGCUCAUGUGCCCUCAUCCUGGACAGCCUGACCGGUGUAGACUCUGGUCAGUACAUGUGCUUCGCGGCCAGCGCCGCUGGCAACUGCAGUACCCUGGGCAAGAUCCUGGUGCAAGUCCCACCACGGUUCAUGAACCAGGUCCGGGCCUCGCCCUUUGUGGAGGGAGAGGAUGCCCAGUUCACCUGCACCAUCGAAGGCGCCCCAUACCCGCAGAUCAGGUGGUACAAGGACGGAGCCCUGCUGACCCCUGGCAGCAAGUUCCAGACACUGAGUGAGCCUCGCAGUGGCCUGCUAGUGCUGGUGAUCCAGGCGGCUGGCAAGGAGGACCUGGGGCUCUACGAGUGUGAGCUGGUGAACCGGCUGGGCUCCACACGAGCUAGUGCAGAGCUGCACAUUCAGAACCCCACGCUGCAGGCCCGGGAGCAGUGCCACAGGGAGCAGCUCGCGGGGGCAGUGGAAGACACCACCCUGGAGCGAGUGGACCAGGAGAUCACAUCCGUCCUGGAGAGACUGCUGGGCCCCAGGGUGCCAGGCCCCUUCACAGGGGACCUCACUGGCCCCGGCCCCUGCCCCGGGUGGGCACCUGCACUCCAGGAAACCGGCUCCCAACCUCCAGUCACCAGAUUUUCGGAGGCACCCGCAGCCGUGCCCCAGAGGGUGCCACAGCCCCUCCUCCACGAAGGCCCAGAGCAGGAGCCGGAGGCCAUUGCCAGAGCCCAGGAAUGGACUGUGCCCAUUCGGAUGGAGGGUGCAGCCAGGCCUGGGGCAGGCACAGGGGAGCUGCUCUGGGAUGUCCACAGCCACGUGGUCACGGAGACCACAGAGAGGACCUACACAUACCAGGCCAUCCACACACACACCGCAAGGCCCCCAUCCAUGCAGGUAACCAUCGAGGAUGUGCAGGCACAGACAGGCACAACGGCCCAAUUCGAGGCUGUCAUUGAGGGCGACCCACAGCCCUCAGUGACCUGGUACAAGGACAGCGUCCAGCUGGUGGACAGCACCCGGCUUAGCCAGCAGCAAGAAGGCACCACAUACUCCCUGGUGCUGAGGCAUGUGGCCUCGAAGGAUGCCGGUGUUUACACCUGCCUGGCCCAAAACGCUGGUGGCCAGGUGCUCUGCAAGGCAGACCUGUUGGUGCUUGGGGGGGACAAUGAGCCGGACUCAGAGAAGCAAAGCCACCGGAGGAAGCUGCACUCCUUCUAUGAGGUCAAGGAGGAGAUUGGAAGGGGUGUGUUUGGCUUCGUGAAAAGAGUGCAGCACAAAGGAAACAAGAUCUUGUGCGCUGCCAAGUUCAUCCCCCUGCGGAGCAGAACUCGGGCCCAGGCAUACAGGGAGCGAGACAUCCUGGCCACGCUGAGCCACCCACUGGUCACGGGGCUGCUGGACCAGUUUGAGACCCGCAAGACCCUCAUCCUCAUCCUGGAGCUGUGCUCAUCCGAGGAGCUGCUGGACCGCCUGUUCAGGAAGGGCGUGGUGACAGAGGCCGAGGUCAAGGUCUACAUCCAGCAGCUGGUGGAGGGGCUGCACUACCUACACAGCCACGGCAUUCUCCACCUGGACAUAAAGCCCUCUAACAUCCUGAUGGUGCAUCCUGCCCGGGAAGACAUUAAAAUCUGCGACUUCGGCUUUGCCCAGAACAUCACCCCAGCAGAGCUGCAGUUCAGCCAGUACGGCUCCCCUGAGUUUGUCUCCCCCGAGAUCAUCCAGCAGAACCCUGUGAGCGAGGCCUCCGACAUCUGGGCCAUGGGUGUCAUCUCCUACCUCAGCCUGACCUGCUCAUCCCCAUUUGCCGGCGAGAGUGACCGUGCCACCCUCCUGAACAUCCUGGAGGGUCGUGUGUCAUGGAGCAGCCCCAUGGCUGCCCACCUCAGCGAAGACGCCAAAGACUUCAUCAAGGCUACGCUGCAGAGAGCCUCUCAGGCCCGGCCUAGUGCAGCCCAGUGCCUCUCCCACCCCUGGUUCCUGAAAUCCAUGCCUGCGGAGGAGGCCCACUUCAUCAACACCAAGCAGCUCAAGUUCCUCCUGGCCCGAAGUCGCUGGCAGCGUUCCCUGAUGAGCUACAAGUCCAUCCUGGUGAUGCGCUCCAUCCCUGAGCUGCUGCGGGGCCCUCCUGACAGCCCCUCCCUCGGUGUGGCCCGGCACCUCUGCAGGGACACUGGUGGCUCCUCCAGUUCCUCCUCCUCCUCUGACAAUGAGCUCGCCCCAUUCGCCCGGGCUAAGUCACUGCCACCCUCCCCGGUUACACACUCGCCACUGCUGCACCCCCGGGGCUUCCUGCGGCCCUCGGCCAGCCUGCCUGAGGAGGCCGAGGCCACUGUGCCCUCCGCCGAGGCCUCAGCUCUGCCUGCAUCUCCUGAGGGUGCUGGGCCACCAGCUGCCCAGGGCUGUGUACCCCGGCACAGCGUCAUCCACAGCCUGUUCUACCAGCAGGCGGGUGAGAGCCCUGAGCAUGGGGCCCUGGCCCCGGGGAGCAGGCGGCACCUGGCCCGGCGGCGGCACCUGCUGAAGGGCGGGUACAUUGCGGGGGCGCUGCCUGGCCUGCGCGAGCCACUGAUGGAGCACUGCAUGCUGGAGGAGGAAGCUGCCAGGGAGGAGCAGGCCACCCUCCUGACCAAAGCCCCCUCCUUUGAGACUGCCCUCCGGCUGCCUGCGUCUGGCACCCACUUGGCCCCUGGCCACAGCCGCUCCCUGGACACGGAACAUGACCCUCCGAGCACCCCACGCCGCUCCCCAGAGGCCUGCUGUGAGGCACAGCGACUGCCUUCAGCCCCCUCUGGGGGAGCCCCUGUGAGGGACAUGGGGCACCCUCAGGGCUACAAGCAACCUCCAUCCACUGGUGGCCACCCAGGCACUGCUCAGCCAGAGAGUCCAUCCCUGGACCACCCUUGGGGGCAGCCAGCCCCUUUCUGUCAUGCCAAGCAGGGUUCUGCCCCCCAGGAGGGCUGCAGCCCCCACUCAGCAGUUGCCCCAUGCCCUCCUGGCUCCUUCCCUCUAGGAUCUUGCAAAGAGACCCCCUUAGUACCCUCAAGCCCCUUCUUGGGACAGCCCCAGGUACCCCCUGCCCCUGCCAAAGCAAGCCCCCCACUAGACUCUAAGAUGGGGCCUGGAGACAUCUCUCUUCCUGGGAGGCCAAAACCUGGCCCCUGCAGUUCCCCAGGGUCAGCCUCCCAGGCGAGCUCUUCCCAAGUGAGCUCCCUCAGGGUGGGCUCCUCCCGGGUGGGCACAGAGCCUAGCCCCUCCCUCGAUGCUGAGGGCUGGUCCCAGGAGGCUGAGGAUCUGUCUGACUCCACACCCACCCUGCAGCGGCCUCAGGAACAGGUGACCACGCGGAAGUUCUCCCUGGGAUGUCGCGGGGGCUACGCAGGUGUGGCUGGCUAUGGCGCCUUUGCCUUUGGUGGAGAUGCGGGGGGCAUGCUGGGGCAGGGACCCAUGUGGUCCAGGAUAGCCUGGGCUGUGUCCCAGUCCUCAGAGGAGCAGGAGGAGGCCAGGGCUGAGAGCCCACUGCCUCAGAUCAGUGCAAGGCCUGUGCCUGAGGUCAGCAGAGCUCCCUCUAGGAGCUCUCCAGAGCCCACCCCAUGGGAGGACGUUGGGCAGGUCUCCCUGGUACAGAUCCAGGACCUGUUAGGUGAUGCAGAGGCGGCUGACACAAUAUCCCUGGACAUUUCCGAGGUGGACCCCGCCUACCUCAACCUCUCGGACCUGUACGACAUCAAGUACCUCCCAUUCGAGUUUAUGAUCUUCAGGAAAGUCCCCAAGCCCACUCAGCCAGAGCCACCCUCCCCCAUGGCUGAGGAGGAGCUGGCCGAGUUCCCGGGACCCAUGAGGCCCUGGCAAGGUGAAAUGGGCCCCCACGCAGGCCUGGAGAUCACAGAGGAGCCAGAGGACGUGGAUGCGCUGCUGGCGGAGGCUGCAGUGGGCAGGAAGUGCAAGUGGUCCUCACCGUCACGCAGCCUCUUCCACUUCCCUGGGAGGUACCUGCCACUGGAUGAGCCUGCGGAGCGGGGGCUGCGUGAGAGAGUGAAGGCCUCCAUGGAGCACAUCUCCCGGAUCCUGAAGGGCAGGCCGGAAGGUCUGGAGAAGGAGGGGCCCCCCAGGAAGGAGCCAGGCCUUGCUUCCUUCCGGCCGUCAGGUCUGAAGAGCUGGGACCGAGCGCCAACAUUCCUAAGGGAGCUAUCAGAUGAGACUGUGGUCCUGGGCCAGUCAGUGACACUGGCCUGCCAGGUGUCGGCCCAGCCAGCUGCCCAGGCCACCUGGAGCAAAGAUGGAGCCCCCCUGGAGAGCAGCAGCCGUGUCCUCAUCUCCACUACCCUCAAGAACUUCCAGCUUCUGACCAUCCUGGUGGUGGCAGCUGAGGACCUGGGUGUGUACACCUGCAGCGCGAGCAAUGCGCUGGGGACAGCGACCACCACGGGUGUCCUCCGGAAGGCAGAGCGCCCCUCAUCCUCGCCAUGCCCGGAUAUUGGGGAGGUGUACGCGGAUGGGGUGCUGCUGGUCUGGAAGCCCGUGGAAUCCUACGGCCCUGUGACCUACAUUGUGCAGUGCAGCCUAGAAGGCGGCAGUUGGACCACACUGGCCUCCGACAUCUUUGACUGCUGCUACCUGACCAGCAAGCUCUCCCGGGGCAGGACCUACACCUUCCGCACGGCAUGUGUCAGCAAGGCAGGAAUGGGCCCCUACAGCAGCCCCUCGGAGCAAGUCCUCCUGGGAGGGCCCAGCCACCUGGCCUCUGAGGAGGAGAGCCAGGGGCGGCCAGCCCAACCCCUGACCAGCACAAAGACCUUCGCAUUCCAGACACAGAUCCGGAGGGGCCGCUUCAGUGUGGUGCGGCAGUGCUGGGAGAAGGCCAGCAGGCGGGCGCUGGCGGCCAAGAUCAUCCCCUACCGCCCCAAGGACAAGAUGGCAGUGCUGCGUGAAUACGAGGCCCUCAAGGGCCUGCGCCACCCGCACCUGGCCCAGUUGCAUGCAGCCUACCUCAGCCCCCGGCACCUGGUGCUCAUCUUGGAGCUGUGCUCUGGGCCCGAGCUGCUCCCCUGCCUGGCUGAGAGGGCCUCCUACUCAGAAUCGGAGGUGAAGGACUACCUGUGGCAGAUGCUGAGCGCCACCCAGUACCUGCACGCCCAGCACAUCCUGCACCUGGACCUGAGGUCUGAGAACAUGAUCAUCACGGAAUACAACCUGCUCAAGGUCGUGGACCUGGGCAAUGCACAGAGCCUCAGCCAGGAGAAGGUGCUGCCCUCAGAGAAGUUCAAGGACUACCUAGAGACCAUGGCUCCAGAGCUCCUGGAGGGCCAGGGGGCUCUUCCGCAGACAGACAUCUGGGCCAUCGGUGUGACAGCCUUCAUCAUGCUGAGCGCCGAGUACCCGGUGAGCAGCGAGGGUGCACGCGACCUGCAGAGAGGACUGCGCAAGGGGCUGGUCCGGCUGAGCCGCUGCUACGCGGGGCUGUCCGGGGGCGCCGUGGCUUUCCUGCGCAGCACUCUGUGCGCCCAGCCCUGGGGCCGGCCCUGCGCGUCCAGCUGCCUGCAGUGCCCGUGGCUGACAGAGGAGGGCCCGGCGUGUUCGCGGCCCGCGCCCGUGACCUUCCCUACCGCGCGACUGCGCGUCUUCGUGCGCGAUCGCCAGAAGAGACGGGCGCUGCUGUACAAGAGGCACAACCUGGCCCAGGUGCGCUGAGGGUCGCUCUGGGCCGCACCUCUCGGUCUCCCCGCUAGGGCUCGCUGCAGACGCGCCAAUAAAAACGCACAACCGGGCGAGAA